GCGGCGCUCACACCCCAGCGGGGGCCUGGGGAGCCUCCUGGCGGAGAGGCUCCCGCCCGCCCGGAGCAGCGGCCUCCGCAUGGAGGGGCCGCUAGCUCCUCUAGCGGGGUCGGGGCCACUCCUGCUGCCGCUGCAGGGAGGCGGAGCCGCCGCUGUUCCGGAGCCCGGAGCCCGGCAACACCCGGGACAUGAGACGGCGGCGCAGCGGUACAGCGCCCGUCUGCAGCAGGCCGGCUACGAGCCCGAGAGCAUGGCGGACUACCUGAUCAGCGGCGGCACCGGCUACGUGCCCGAGGAUGGGCUCACCGCGCAGCAGCUCUUCGCCAACGCCGACGGCCUCACCUACAACGACUUCCUGAUUCUCCCAGGAUUCAUAGACUUCAUAGCUGAUGAGGUGGACCUGACUUCAGCCCUGACUCGGAAGAUCACCCUGAAGACACCGCUGAUCUCCUCCCCAAUGGACACUGUGACAGAAGCUGACAUGGCCAUUGCGAUGGCUCUGAUGGGCGGUAUUGGUUUCAUUCACCACAACUGCACCCCGGAAUUCCAGGCCAAUGAGGUGCGGAAGGUCAAGAAGUUUGAACAGGGCUUCAUCACGGACCCGGUAGUGCUAAGCCCCUCGCAUACUGUGGGUGAUGUGUUGGAGGCCAAGAUCCGACAUGGCUUUUCUGGCAUCCCCAUCACCGAGACAGGCGCCAUGGGCAGCAAGCUGGUGGGCAUCGUAACCUCCCGAGACAUUGACUUUCUUGCCGAAAAGGACCACACCACCCUCCUCAGUGAGGUGAUGACUACGCGCAAUGAGCUGGUGGUGGCUCCGGCGGGUGUGACAUUGAAAGAGGCAAAUGAGAUCCUGCAACGCAGCAAGAAAGGGAAGCUGCCCAUCGUCAAUGAUCGUGAUGAGCUAGUGGCCAUCAUUGCCCGCACUGACCUGAAGAAGAACAGGGAUUACCCUCUGGCCUCCAAGGACUCCCACAAGCAGCUGCUGUGCGGGGCGGCUGUGGGCACCCGCGAGGAUGACAAGUACCGCCUGGACCUGCUCACCCAGGCAGGCGCCGAUGUCAUAGUGCUGGACUCCUCCCAAGGGAACUCUGUGUAUCAGAUUGCCAUGGUGCACUACAUCAAGCAGAAGUACCCCCACCUCCAGGUGAUUGGGGGGAAUGUGGUGACAGCAGCUCAGGCCAAGAACCUAAUUGACGCUGGUGUGGACGGGCUGCGUGUGGGCAUGGGCUGCGGUUCCAUCUGCAUCACCCAAGAAGUGAUGGCCUGUGGUCGGCCCCAGGGCACUGCUGUGUACAAGGUGGCUGAGUAUGCCCGGCGCUUUGGGGUGCCGGUCAUAGCUGAUGGUGGCAUCCAGACCGUGGGUCAUGUGGUCAAAGCCCUGGCCCUUGGAGCCUCCACAGUGAUGAUGGGCUCCCUGCUCGCCGCCACCACGGAGGCCCCUGGCGAGUACUUCUUCUCGGAUGGGGUGAGGCUCAAGAAGUACCGGGGCAUGGGCUCAUUGGAUGCCAUGGAGAAGAGCAGCAGCAGCCAGAAACGAUACUUCAGUGAGGGAGAUAAGGUGAAGAUCGCACAGGGUGUCUCAGGCUCCAUCCAGGACAAAGGCUCCAUUCAGAAGUUCGUGCCCUACCUCAUAGCAGGUAUCCAACAUGGCUGCCAGGAUAUCGGUGCCCGGAGCCUGUCGGUCCUGCGGUCUAUGAUGUACUCAGGAGAGCUCAAGUUUGAGAAGCGGACCAUGUCAGCUCAGAUCGAGGGUGGUGUCCAUGGCCUGCACUCCUAUACCUUUCUGCCGUGUAAGUAACCGCACUGCCCGGGGCCAAGUGUAGAGUAGAGCAGGGGCAGUGUGGGUGGGACCUGGGCUUGGGGUGGGGGACACUGGGUUGAGGGUGGCACUGGGGUGUAAUCAUGGGACACGGACCCUAGGGCUAGCACUGUGCUGGGGGCAGCCGACAGGAGCCCCUCCUUCAGCGGGGGUGCCCAGAGAUGUCCCGGACCGCAGGCCUGAGGCUUCCCUGUCCUGGUCUGGACCUGGGGACCACAAGGGGCCACGCUGCAUGCAGGGGUGGGGCAGAGACUCUGGCAGCAGAGGUUCAGCUCGUUCUGAGCUCGCUCCAGGAGGAUGGGCUGUGCCGUCCUGAGCUCUGUGAGCUCUGUCUCCACCCCCAGCAUCGAGGACGGCCUAUUCAGCCGUAGCUGUGGCCAGAAGGAGCACGGCUGUCUCUGGACCUAGCAUGGUUCUUUGAGGAGCCUUGUCCUGGGGAAGACAGAGGCACAGGGCCUGCUCUUUCUUCUCCUGCCCCCCACAUGUGGGGCCACCCUGGCAGUCGAAGGCCUAAUGGCAAGGGGAUCUGGGAAGAGAGCAGGGUCCAGACACCCACUCUUGCCUCCCCUCUUGCCUUGUCCCCACAGUUACGAGAAGCGGCUGUACUGAGGAUGGUGGUGGAAGCCGGGGCAGUGGAGGAGGUGCACCCCAGGGUGCCCCUUUGAGCACAGCCUCCCUCCAUAACUGAGUGGUCCAUAGAUUUGCACUACGGAUUCCCCAGCUCCUUUUCAGGGAGAGAGGAGGGGAGCCCCUGAGGGUCUGCGGCCCCUCCUGGCCCUCCCCUGCAGAGUCAGGACUGUCCCUGGGGCUCGGCUGUCCUGGGAGCCCUCCCUCCUUCAGUCCCCCUGAGCCUAGCCAGCCUGGGCUCUCAGGCCCUGUGCCUGCCUCAGGUCUUUCUCGCUGCAGCCUGCUCCGGCCUGGCUCCCACCCUUGGGGCAGGUGGCCCCUCUUGGCUUCUGUAGGGCACCUCCCUCCCCCAACCCCCACCCCAGAAAUGGUGCUCUCCUGGCCCUGCCUCUGGCCCCUUCCCGGGCUGCUGCCCUCUCAGCCAUGUGGCACUUCUGGGCUCCUGACCUAGGGCAGAGGGAGGUCUCUGCCCCCUUUCCCUGGCCCUAGGCUCUCCGGGCCCUGCUCCUCAGGCCACUCCCCCAGUUCCUGGCCCUGGGGAGGAGGCUGCCCAUCAUUCCUGGCUCCCUGCCACCCCCAGGUGUACCAUUCCUGCCCUCUCCUCUCAGCUGCAGUUGGAGGCUUUAACUUUGCACACUUUGGGGUCACAGUUGCGUCAUUGUAUAUUAAAUAACCUGAAUAAAUCAAGAGGUCUCAAUA
Molecule: messenger RNA, 3145 nt
Organism: Suricata suricatta (meerkat)
Lineage: Eukaryota; Metazoa; Chordata; Mammalia; Carnivora; Herpestidae
Gene: IMPDH1
Product: inosine monophosphate dehydrogenase 1
Exons: 15
Coding region: 80-1798 (572 amino acids)
Biological process (GO): GTP biosynthetic process
Cellular component (GO): cytoplasm
Molecular function (GO): IMP dehydrogenase activity
Source: RefSeq, a predicted model, not a curated record